Messenger RNA from Cylicostephanus goldi, 513 nucleotides. The record is from the annotation of a GenBank genome assembly. Lineage: Eukaryota; Metazoa; Nematoda; Chromadorea; Rhabditida; Strongylidae.
AUGCUACGGGUUUGGCAACGCGUGCAGCAUGCACUCGAUGCGGCUAUGGGCCUUGGACCCAGAAUUCCUCCGACUGCCCCAGCAGUAGCGAUAGCAGGACCCGAUGGUGUUACAAGGACUCCUGGUAACUCCUACAGUAUCCAAGAUAUGAUGAAUGACAUGCGGAUAUUGCUGGGAGUACCGAAACGCAAGACGCCGAAACCCAAGAAAAUAACUCGAAAGUUUUCCUAUACCCGAUUGUUGUGGCCUGUGAAAAACCUGGUAACCUGUCCGUCUUGUGGGCAUUAUCACCAAGCGGAUACUAUCUGCGGUCAUUGUUACGAGAAGGUCCAUCAGCUGACCAACGAAAUAAAGCGGAAGAUGAUGUCAUACAAUCCAUACAAAGGCGAAAAGCAAGACAAGGAAGUUCACGUUAAAUUUACCGACGAUAAAGUAGAUGAUGGAGUACUGCAUGGAAAACGAGUAAUAGAAAUGGAAAAGGAACGGCCUACCUGGUUCAAGAAACUCUUCUAG